AUGGGAACUACAAUGCUUACUGUAUUCCUCACCAUUCUUGGAAUGGUCAAGACACAAUUCAUGGGAUAUCCCUAUGACUAUAGUUCGAUGUUUUCUGGCUACACCGGCUACAACCCAAUGAUGUCAAUGACCAACACCAUGGGCACCGGUGCACUUGGCAUGAACACUAUGGGCAUGAACACCGGCUUCGGCACAUUCGGCACAGGACUCGAGAGCUUAUAUGGAGGAGCACAGACGGCAGGGAUGGGGCAGCAGCAGAUGUUCGGAGCGUAUAAUCCGUAUGGGAAUGGCAUGUUCAAUUUCGGAAACAAUGGAAUGUUUGGGCAGAAUGCGUUCGGCACCGGCUUCAAUAACAAUAUGUUUGGAGGAGCUGCAACCGGAGCAAAUAAUGGUCUCUUCGGUGGUGUCCAACAGCAAGCGGCUCAGACAAUGAACACAGGAUACCAGAAUACACAACCAAUAAAUACUCUAAACAAUGGAAACACGAUGAAAGCGUAUGGGAGAAGAAGUACUGCUCAAAACUUCAACAACAACAAUAAUUACGCUCCUACCCGAGUAGGUCAAGGAGGUUGUGGUGGUGGAAAUACUGGAGGAUUUGGAGGUGGAUGUGGACAACAACAACAAGGGUGGAAUAGUAAGGCCAAGAAGGUGUAA
Messenger RNA from Caenorhabditis remanei, 654 nucleotides. RefSeq lists its product as uncharacterized. Lineage: Eukaryota; Metazoa; Nematoda; Chromadorea; Rhabditida; Rhabditidae. The record is from RefSeq and is a predicted model, not a curated record. Bases 1 to 654 code for a protein of 217 amino acids. The transcript has 5 exons.